UUGUGGAGGGAGAUAUGGCCGACCCUGCACGUCGACCUAGGGACAGGGCUCCACGGUUUCAGUUCGACAUGUCCCUCCUCGCGGCACUUCUCGACCGUUGGCGUCCGGAGACACACACGUUUCACCUCCCGGUCGGUGAGAUGACCACUACUCUUCAGGACGUGGCGAUGCUUCUAGGCUUGCCGUGUGCUGGACGAACCGUGGGUGCAGAGGACGUGGGACUCUCGUGGCGCGACGACCUUUUGGCUUGGUUCGCCGGGGUUCAGCGCAACGAGCUAGCGUUUCCGUACCGGCCCUUGCCUGCGAACCACGCACACGGACCGACAAAGAGGUGGCUCCUACAGUUCAGUGCGGACUACAUGAGGGCAGACGCAGACGACUUUACGGUUGCCAGGCACUUCGAGGCCUACUUACUGUGGCUGUUCGGCUGGGUCAUGUUCUGCAGCUCUCAGGGUGACUCGUGCCCCAAGCAGCUCAUUCCUUUGGCGAGGUCGAUAGCUGAUGCUCCACUUCACGAGGUCCCACAGUUCAGCUGGGGUUCUGCCGUUUUGGCAGCGACUUACAGGGGGUCUUUGCACGGGCGUGACGAAGGUCUCAGCAGAGGAGCCCAUUUUUGUUGGGUGUCCUCUACUGUUACAGCUCUGGUCGUACGAGCGCUUUCCCGUCGGUAGGCCAGAGAUGGACUUCGAGCCGUACGU
Messenger RNA from Panicum virgatum (switchgrass), 698 nucleotides. RefSeq names its product protein MAIN-LIKE 2-like. The record is from RefSeq and is a predicted model, not a curated record. Gene Ontology annotation, biological process: meristem development; meristem maintenance. The coding region runs from base 15 to 671 and encodes 218 amino acids. The transcript is spliced from 2 exons. Lineage: Eukaryota; Viridiplantae; Streptophyta; Magnoliopsida; Poales; Poaceae.